AUGCAACAUUUAAACAAUAAUCAACAUGAUCCGAACUCCAAUAAUAAUUUAAUUAAUAAUAUCGAUAAUAAUAAUAUUAUUCAUCAUGAUGGUGAUGAAAAGAUUUUGCAAGAGGAAGAAGGCACAACAAAAAACAACGAGGUUACAAAACUUUCACCCUUUUUAAAGCCUUCCUCACAGAGAGAAUGUGAGGAGACCAAGUAUAGGCUACAGAUUUUUCAUCCCUCCUAUACGACCUAUGUUAUGAAUAAUUUUUCAAAUUCACUGAAAGAUAAUGUGUGUGAGUGGGGACAAUAUUUGGUCGAUGAUUUGCAUUUCAAAUUGAUUCUGGAUGAUGGAAAUACAUUGAUUGUGGAGAGGGAGAUUUUCAAAUCGAGUUUUGUAAAGAGUUUGAGAGGAAAACUUAGAGGACGUGUGAAAGCGAUGGAGGAUUGUGGAAAAUCGGUGAAUAAUGGCAUUAACAAAAUUAUUGAUACUGAAUUUAAACCCUAUUCGAGUAAGAAUAAGCAAUGUCUUAUCAAUUUCUAUGAAAGAUUUACAUUGAGAAUUGUUUUUAAAAGAAAACCUUCUAUACCUAAUAAUUUCAUAUUGGCAAGUGGACAAACGUUUUAUUUGUAUAAUGGCUGUGUAUCUCACUAUCCUGGAUUGGACUGCAGAUCAUCAAGUGAUGUGUCAGAUCAAGUAUUUGGUAUAGAACCUAUGAUUACACAUUUUGGACUCACAUCAACAGUUUGUGAUUUAAUGCUUUGCACAAUUUUACAACACAGAAUGCCAAAAUAUUAUUUUGAAAAUUAUAGAGUUCCUGAAGAUUUAGAUCAGGCACAAUAUCUUGCUCUGGUUGAUGUAUUUUACUAUGAAAUGUUAAGCUCUGAAACUAGGUUGAGUGUAAUUCCUGUAUUCGUCACCCAGAAUUAUCUCAAUACUCCAUUUGAAUUGUUAAAGUAUGGUUUAGAAAUGAGUUUUGACAUUCUCUAUAAUCAACUAUCCACACAUAAAAAGAUUGGUCUUGUUGAGAAACUGAUAGCCACCUAUCUCAAUCAAGACUUCACUCCAGAACAUGUAGAAACCAUUCAUUCCCUUUCCUCUCUCGAACGAAAAGAUUUGAAAGCAAACAAAUACACAUCAGUCAGUAUUGAAAAGGAGAGUCUGAAAUUUACAGUUGUUUGUUUGGAAACUGUUACAACAAUUCAAGAGAAAAAGGAACAAUCGAUCACACUGAAUGAUAUCAGUGAUAAGAGAGUGAAAAUAGUGACAAUCAAACUCAUGGAAUACACCCUUCAAUUGCCAAACCUAUUCAAUGGAAAUACUGUGGGAAGUAUUAAAAUAUCAACCAAAAAUCUUUCCUCUGCCACCACCAACAAUGGUCAACCAACACAGCCAGUUCAACCAAAUCAACCAGCCAACCCACAAAAAUCAAAUUGUUCAUUGCUUUAA
Molecule: messenger RNA, 1434 nt
Organism: Naegleria gruberi
Lineage: Eukaryota; Heterolobosea; Eutetramitea; Acrasida; Naegleriidae
Exons: 1
Coding region: 1-1434 (477 amino acids)
Source: RefSeq, a predicted model, not a curated record